This is a messenger RNA of Notodromas monacha, 294 nucleotides long. Lineage: Eukaryota; Metazoa; Arthropoda; Ostracoda; Podocopida; Cyprididae. The record is from the annotation of a GenBank genome assembly.
CUCGUAAGGAUGGCUGGUGGUUCGAAGCGACCGACUGGGAGUUCCGAUGGUUGUUCCAAUCCUCCGUUCCUCAUAGGGGUCACUGGUGGAACUGCUUCCGGAAAGUCAACCGUAUGUCAUCGUAUAAUGGAGAUGCUUGGACAGAACAACGUCGCGGAGCAUCAACGCAAGGUGGUUUGCAUCAGCCAGGAUUCGUUUUACAAGGAACUGACUGAUUCCGGGAACAAAUCCAAGGCUAUCAAGGGAUUGUACAAUUUCGAUCAUCCAGGUGAGAAAUUCUUUCGUGGAGAAUGA